ACCUUCUUAUGUUGCGACGUUGUUUUAUUUUUUUUUUUGUUAAAUACCAAGUGCUGUGUUUGUGUUGGAUGAUGAGAAUGAAAGAAAAAAAAUGAAGGAUAAUAAUUGUGAAAGUCAGAUGAUUGAUUUUUAACUUUCUUCACAAUUUUACGUGAAAACGAAAAAAAAUUGGGUUGCAAUGGAUUUGCAGGAUUGAGCCAUCGCUUUGUCCUUGCGUCACCCAAAUGUCAGCGUCGCAGCAACAAAUACAUCUCGGAGGAAGCCAGCAGUUCUAUGGGGGAGGAGAUGGUCUCCUCUAUCAGCCAGGAGAGUGUUGUCCUUUCGGACACUCGCACUCAACAGGCGCGUUCAACGGGCCAAGCUUAUGCCAUCCCAGCCCAUUAUAGCAAUACGUAUUCGAUGUCUAAGUCCUGCAGCACCGCCACAGAUGACACUGAUAAUGUUAUAUACACAGAUAUUAAUGAUCUCUAUGGGAACGUUAGAAAAUACGGGGUAAAGUCACCCGUAGCGGGUAAUUCAGUAAGUCAAUUUAAGGGGGGUGCCACAGUGUCGACGACAUCGGUCAAUCGUGCUGAUGAUCUCUAUGCCACAGUCAAUCGAAAGACGAAGACAAUUAAUAGAAUUAAUGCGGCUGCUGUUGCGGCUGCCGAAGCUGCAGCAGCAGCGGAGAAGAAGAGAAAAUCCGAUGAAUUUCUCGGUGAUACUUCUCGUGGGUAUGCCAAUGUUAGUCACCUGACUAAUGGUCAGGUUGAUUUGUAUGCAAAACGAUACGAAGAUUCGGGCUACACUGAUCAGCAGGGUAGUGGUGGUGGGUAUGCUACGAAGAAGGAGCAAGCUUACGUAGAGGGUCAGUCGCAAACUUUACCACGCAAUGGGGAGAAAAUUGAAACAGUUCAAACCUACGACUACAGUGCUCGACAUUCUCUUGGAAAUAUUCGUCCCAACUACGAAUUAUAUUUAGCCACAAAGACAAUUGAUUCCGACGUUGAGGGUUCAGUUUUGGGUAAGAAGAAUUCAUCUGAACGUCUUGAGUAUGAACUUUCAAGUGCAAAUAUCUACUCAACACUUCAGUAUAAAAUGUUCGAUGGAGGUGAUACAGGAAAGGAUUCGUGGCUCAAGAGUGCAUCCUGCAAGGAGCUGUAUGAUUGCAAUUUUGAGGAAAGUGGAGAAGUUAAACGUAAGGCAGGUGAUUUCACGUACAUUAAUGCAUUUGAUAGAGAAUUCCUCUCAUCGGAUCGUAUUGAUUCACCGAUCACACGCUACGAUGAAGCCAAUAGAUCUCUCUAUGUUAACAAAAAUCACUCUGUCGAUGUUAAUGGGGAUUUCCCGAUUCUUGAGUCAAAAGUCUACUCUUCCAGUUAUCCAGGAAGUACCUACAAUACGGUUGAUCAUGCUAAUAGACGUGGGCAGUACUAUCAGCAUCAAUUUGACUUCCACGGAUCUCAUGAUGAUGUUUCCCAUGAUAGUUAUGAACUUCUUGAGAAGUCCGACGACGAACUCUACGCAAGGAUUAAGCAUGAUCAUUCUGAGCCUCAUUCCCGAUCGUGUUCUCUGGACUCUGGCAACUACAUCCUCACAGAUGAUGAGAGUGUGAGUGAGUCUGCCUUCCUCAAGUAUCGCACUGGGGAUAUGAAGAGUCGUAGUGAGGCUGAUAUAAUGGAUGAUUUAUUCCUCAAUGAGGAUCCACGAGAUUUGCCACGUGAGAAGCUCUGCGUUAAGUCCGAUGGAAGUUUCUACAACAAGAUUAAACAUCAAAUUGGUUCACGUACAUCAAGUCAGGAGUCUCGUAGUGAUUACUACGAGUCCAAAAUUUCAAAGAGUAGUGAUUCAAGUAAAAAAUCCAAGGAUAGCGUCUACCAUACGGAUAGCAAGAAAUCCAGAGAAACCCUAAAGAGCAAACAUUCAGAUCGUUCGGAUUACAAUUCACGCGCAUCGAGUCAGGAGAGCAAGGAAUCCUUUGGGGAGGGUUUGCUGAAAAAUUACGAAAUGCCCACAACGACUGGGAAGAAAAUUAAGAGUUUGGGCAAAUUGGUGGCGAAGCAGUAUGAAAGGAAUUCAAGUCAGGAAUCAAAGAGUGAUUACUACGAUGCCAAAAUGUCACUACCCAGCUUGGAAAGAUCUUCCGUGGAUGGGAGUGAAGAUGUUGAUAGUGAUCGUGGGGGGUACAGCAAGAUCAAGGUGAAGAGUCACGAUAGUCUCUUGACGGAGAUGAAAUCGAGCAAUUUCUAUAAUUCACAGAGCAACUACUCAACAUUCCCAAGCAAUAAGACUCACAAAACAUCACACGUUCAUUCGAUAAGUUUGCAAAAUGUUGAGAUUGAGCGCAAUGCGCGAUCUUUCUCAUAUCGAUCCAAUGAAAAUACUCCCAAUCGUCAUUCGGAGAGUCAAGCCACACAGACACAGAAUCUCUGGUCUAAGGCUGUAGAGGAUGAAAGUGAUGAUUUCGAUAAGGAAGGAAGUUCAUUUGAUAGGGAAUUUAGGCGCAAAUCUGAUAGUGAUAACAUCUUCAGUUUCGACAAAGAUCGAAUUGAAUCACUUACUCAGUCUUCAAUGGAAUCCACAACUGCUGUACCGGAGGUGAAUAAGAAGAGCCCAGACUAUCCGCUAACUCCUGAACUUAUGUCUGAAUUUGAUAAACUCAAAAUUGAUUCACCGCACGUGAUUAAUGUAAAAUCAACAAGGAAGGAGGAAUUAAUGGCUAAAACACAUUUCGAAGAAUAUAAUCCCAAAAUGAUCCUUGACAGUGUCUCUCAUGGAUCAGGAUCAUCAAAUCCACUCAGCUACAUCCACCCAACCGUUGAGAGGACAAAGAGUGAUCCCAAUUCUUUGGCUAAUCGAUCGCGUUUGGGAUCAAAUUCUCGGCGUCAUGUGUUGAUGCAUCAGAAAUCAAUUGAUUUAACUCCAGCCGAUUCAAGUGAUGAGGAAUAUUUCUACAAGCAAAUUCCCAGUGCUCCACCACUCUGUCAGACCCAUAGGAGUCAUUUUGAAAUCCCUAAAAGCUACGAUGUCCCAGUUGCAGCAUCAGAUAUUCCGAAGUCUGGUUUUGAGAUGCCAAGUAGUUUCUUUAAGGAGUACGAAAAGAGGUGCGGUAAAGCAGUCAAGGAGGAUAUUCCGUAUGUUUUGCAUAAGAGGCACAUAAUGAAUGGCACAGCUCCUUCGCCCAAUGAAGGGAAAUUCCCGAAACAUCAAAAACCAAAGAGUCCAAAAUCACCAAAGUCUCCACGAUCACCGAAAUCGCCCAAAACCAUGGAUGGUAAAGAUCUCACGAAGGAGAGGAAACACGAUCUCCUAUCAGCUGAUAUCCUUCCGGAUCUCUUGGACAACAUUGAGACAGAUACGGGAAAAGGAUUUCUUUUUACGCAGAAUAUUGAUCUGUCUAAAGUUGAUCCUGUAACACUUGAGGUUGACAAAACAGCAGCAGUUAUUCAACUAUCAAGCCCAAAAAGGGAUAUAACGAAGAAGUUGGAUCCUAAAAUGCUGGAAGCUCUCAAUAGCAAACUUUCACAGAUUGAGAGUGAUUCUGGGAGUACAGAGAGCUUUGCUCGAGAGGCAAAAGCUCUAAAAAUUGGCGAAGUUAAACUACCCGAAUUAUUCUAUCAAGUUGAACCACCAACACCAACUAAGAAAGAAAUCUCCAUUGCUAAGAGACUACUUAAACCGCGUGUAGCCCCGAAAGCAGGAAAACCCUAUGGCAAGGGGAAAAAUAAGGCUAAGAUUAGAAUAACAUCAUUCAGUUCAGAUGAUGAGAGUUUGGAUUCGGAUGAUGUUUUCGGCUCAACGGAAGCAACACCGACAAAAUUGGAAUUUUCUCCGCCACAGUCGAGAAAGGAGAUUGAACCAAUUUUGAGAAUUGAACAGGACAGACUUAUAAAUGCCUGGGGACGAGGGCAAACUAUGAGUUCAACUGAAAUUGAAGGAUCUCCUCCGCAGCAGCGUCGUCUCGCUGAUUUGGAAAGUCGCUACCAUACUAAUGCAUCAGUUGAUCCACCGUAUACGAAUCAGUCGGAGCUUCGAAGGAUUUCUGAACGUUCAAUUUCAAUUCCAAGUUCCGAGGAAGAAGGAACGAUAACACGCAGAGCUGAAACAACUCAAAUCUACCACAUGACCGAAACUAUUCCCUCGCCAAUCCUGGAAAGUUGUGAAUUCCUCAGAACUGACGAUGAGGUGUAUGAAACUUGCAAGGAAGAUAGGGAAAAUGAUGAUGAUUUGGCGUACACACUGAUUACUAAAAAGGACUUUGCAAAGGCUGAUGCAAAGCAACGGACGAAACUUAUUGAGGAAUUAAUUGAUUCAUCAAUUGUAAUGCGCUCAAAAGGACACGCACCUAUCCUAUUUGCUCAUGCAAGACUUAAUCUAUCUGAGGGCUCUGCAUUUGCAUCCUUGCAGCGUCAAAAAGCCACACAAGAUUCCCCAGAUUCAGGGAGAAGGGCUAAAAGUCUCGACACUCCCGUGAUUUCUCUUCAUCGUCUUCCACCGAUGAAUGCUUUCUCUUCAAAGGACGAUACAGUUGGAUUUGAGGAAGAAGCAGAAAUUCUUGAAGAGAAGUCACUGAGCAGAGAACCAACCAUCCGUGAGGAUGAAGAUCUUGCUGAGAGCGUUCAUUCGUGCGUGGAUUCCCUUCCAAGUGCAAAGAGUCGACCAAAAACGAGUCAAGGAAAUUUUGAUAUCCUUAAGAAAAUUCUAAUUGAUGAAGAAGAACGAGAAUUGUUGAAUAGACUUAGGUACAUCGAGAAAAUUGCCCUGCAGGGUGUAAAAAUAAAAGAAAAACGUAAAUCAAAGUUGAAGCUAAAAAGUGGUGAUCAUCUAAUUUUGGACAUUCCAAAAUAUCGAUUUGAUCCUUUCAGUUCAGGCAAUAGUUCACGAAAAACGUCGCCAGGUGUAAGUAGGGCCAGUAGUGUUGAGAGUACUGGGAAAGCUAAGAAAAAGCCAGAUAGUUUGGCGUUGAAACCAACGGGUACAACACCUAAGAAGGCAGCAACAAAAUCACGAUCAGUUGAGACAUCAAGGACGAGAGUUUCAGGUUUUUUAACAAAUCAAAAAUCUCUGCCAGAUAUUAAAAAAUCCGGAUCAAAGGAGAAACUCUUAGCCCCGCAUGAAGAUGGUGUAAAACGCGCAAGGAGUCAGGAAUCGGUAAAAAGAAAUAAUUCAAAGGAGAAACCUCGAAGAUUGAGCAAGGAUAAGAGUCGUUCACAGGAAGAGAAUGAAAUUGAUAUUGCAAAGCGUAAGGAACGACAACAGAAACUCUAUGAAUCUGCUAUGAAGCAGACAAUUAAUUUGCUGAGUCCUGUUAAGGAUUCUCUACCACCUUUUCCUGCUCCUGAAGAUAAAAUUUCAGUGAAAACUGAAGGAGAUAAAAUUAUAAUUGAAACUGAGAUUAGGAGCAAGGCGGAAGAUCAUGUCUUUAUUGCAAAAUCUCCGAAGAAAUUGGACACGUCUCUUGUGAAAUUCAGCCGAAGUUUUGAUGAUACAUGCAAAACAACUGAAAAACUGGACAAAGCCAAUAGAAGCUUUGAGGAUAGAAAUAAAUCAAUGGAGGAGGCUUCAGAUAAAUCAGAUAUUGGGGAAGAUUUUAUUCUAAAAUCACCCAGGAAGAUUAUGAGAAGUCAGGAGUUGAAGAGACAAAUAGAGGGUUCAGUUGUGCAUAAGAAGUUUGAAGGGAAAUCAAAGAGUUUGGAAAAGCGCUCAGAGCAAAUUCAUCAAUAUCUGGACAUUGAGACGAAAACUCGUAGUUUGGAUAAGAAUUUUGAAUUACACGGCCCAAUGCAGGAUGUUGAUGCUUCAAAGCAAAAGGUUGUUCAAGUUGAUGUUCAUCGUGGAAGCCGUGUUGAUUCUUCAGAUAGCGAUCGUAAGAGAAAGUCUACAGAUAGCAGUGAGAGUAAAUCAACUACAACGACUAGCAGUACGUCCAAAUCUUGGACUUCGCUCGAUGAUAGUCGAAUUUCACGCGGGAAACAAGAUAGAAAUGGCGAAAGAAGAUCUCUUUCGCAAACUGACCAACUUGCUGAAGAAGUUGAUAUGCAGGCAAUUAUUUCUGAACGCAGAAAUUUAGAUUUACUCAAGAGACAAUCACUUCCAUCGGAAGAUGCCAAAGACAGCGAAGAUAAAUCCCCUGGGCCACUAUCAAAGGGAAAUAGUGAAGAAUCAUUAACUUCUGUGAGUGAUUUGAAGCCUCCAAUUGAUGUGAGAAGUAAUCUCCCGCACAGAGUUCCAACAAUCGAAUGCGAAGAACCGUCUAUUGAGGAAGAUGCUGAAGAUGAGAAAACACUUAAACCCGAAAAAGAGAGCACACUGCUGAAAUUGAGUCUUGAACGGAGUCGAAGUGAUGAGACUGCAUCGUGGAAAACCAUUGAAUGUGAAGAGUAUGUUGGUAGUAUUGGGACUGAUGCAUCAGAUGCAUCAAAAGCAUCAACACUAAAAGGAGAUCCAUCACUUCACAUGCAGAAUACCCUUGAAGAUGCAAAGGAUUCAAAUUUUCUCGAACCUGACGAUUUCGAUAUGAACAUUAUUGUAACUCCUCCUGAUUCGAGUCCUCUCGUGGAGAAAAUGCCCCUUCCUGGAACCCCCAUGGAUGAAAAAAAAUCCGAACUAUCCCGCAAGCGUAGUGAUAUGCUACGAAUAACAGUUGAGAGGUCAAGGAGUUCAGAUACAGGAUCUUCAUGGACGAGCGGUGAGAAGGAUACGAGUCCUGUGCGUGGGAAAGGAAGUGAUAAGGGAUCAAUGGAUGAGGAAUCCAGUGUUAGCUGUUCAAUUUCGCGCCCUUUGGGCAUUUCUCUGGACAAUUUUGAACCUGUCGAUCAGCAACGGUGUAAGGAGCUUCGCGAUGCAAUGCUGAAGAAAGAAGCGGAUUCCCAACAGAAACAGGAAACAAUUCGUACACCCACGCGGGAAAGAAAAGCCUCAACACCUACGCUUGAGAAGCAGAGCCCAAUUGAUCUUGAAUCAGGCUCUGAACUCGAUCAAGAUCCAAUUGAGAUGAAAAUUGAUCAAAUCUUAGCGAGGGAUGAUAGCUUGGAAUCUAGUUCAGGGACAUCACUCUCAAUGGGAAAUAGCAAAAUUAAAAUUAUAAAAACAUCUGCAGACAAUGUUCAUAAGAAGCUGUGUCGUAUGUCUGGGGAUGGUAGUAGGUCCCCAGAUCGAAGUGUUGCAGCUGAUACAAAAAAGUUAGUUGCCACACGGCUCUCCAGCAGUAAUGGAAAAAGUUCUCUCGAUAGUAAAUCGAGCUUAGAAUCCAAAGGAUCAAUAAGUGUGGAUUCGAAAGGAUCAUUUGAAACUGAAAGUAGUUCAGGAUCUCUUGGGGCGGCUCAGAGGAGGGGAGAGCUAAUACAAAAAGAGCAACAAUCUACGUGGAAAGCUUUCCCAAUUGAGAGUUCAGGAAGUUCAAGUAUUGAGGAAAAUUGGGCACCGCCGGACCAGGAGAGCUAUGAAAAGUACGAUGUGACUGUACAGCGAGGUGUUGAUGAUUUUUCAUCAUUCAAACCAGCUCUUGAGAAGAAGGAAUCCUCCCCAGAUGAAAUGAAAGAGAGUGAUUCAAGUGCUCAAGAUGAUUUGAGUGAUUUUACGACAAACUUUGGGUAUCCCGCAAUGACGAGUGGACUGGGAUUGAGUAUAAAUCCAACAGAUAUUUUGGGAUAUGGAACAUCAUUUGCCCUUGGAAGGACCCUCUCGAGGAUUUCGGAGAGGAGUACAAAUUCCGAGAAAUCCAGCAUGGAGGAUGAUCUCAGCAAAGGAUCCACCCACUCUGGAAGUAUUAGGGAUGAAUCUGUUGUAUCUACAGACCAUCAGACGAGUUUUAGUUCUGAUCCACCUAGCAAUACUAAUUUGGCCUACAUCUCCGAUGCUGAUCGACGAACAAGUGCAGAAAUGCCUGAUAUUCCUUGCGAUUCAGCAACUGUGGAUCGUCUAUCGGAUUUGUAUGCUGGCGGUGGAGGUGGAAGCUCCUCGUCGAGUGGAAAGCAAACUGGGAGAUUUUCAGUAAGUCACAUAGAUGAUGGUGUUGAGAGAUUUAAAAGGGAACAUCGACCAACAAUGAUUGAUUUCUCAAAUGCUGGUGGUAGUCAAGAUUCAGAAGAUUGGCCUCUACCGGAGAUUCCCUAUGAUCAUGUGCCCGUUGCAAAGGUUCCCCUUGCAACGGAUACCAGGCCCAUUCCUAAAACAUUCGGCUGGCGACAUAGCAUGUCUAUGCAGUCUCAAGAUUCAGAGAAUUGGCCAUCUCCACCAGAUAGUGGUGAACUCGAUACGCCCAUUGUAGAAAGUGUGGAAACUUUCUAUUUGAGCGAACCACAGAGCGCCACCCAAGUGAUGGUUGAUUCUUUCACUGAUCACACACCAGAUGAUCACGAUGAUAGUGAGAAUAGAACUCUCAAUGAAGAUGAUCAACUGUCAAAGGAUCUACAGAGAUCUCCAACAAUUUCGGUUGUUCUUCCCUACGAGGAAACUGCUUACAUGUCAUCACAAACAGAGUACUCAAGUGAUCCUGUGACUUGCCUCUCGAGUACUUUUGGUUCGGCUUCUUGUCUCAGAAGUACAAUUGAUGUUUGCAGCGCUAGAAAUACUUUUACAUCCUCCAAGGAUAUUCAUCCAAGUGAUAAGGUUAUUAUAUCACAACCAACUAGAACACCACAGAAUCAGAGUCCUAGUUCACUUGAUGAUGAUUUCGGGUUGGCAGAUGAUGUCUUCGGUCCUGGAACUGUUAAGAUUGAAAUUUCUCCAGAUGACACACACUUGUCGGAUAUUCUUACAGAUAAAUUAUCCCGAGGAUCAAAUAAUUCUGACACUUCUCUCGAUGAUAUCCUUUCGGGAUCUACUUUUGUAGAUGAAACUGUGAGAAGGAAUCUAGAGCCAAGGCUGAGUAGUGGUUCGUGUAAGAAAUGCAGCCAUAGUAGUCAUUCAGAGGAAGAGACGAGUUCCUUAGGGACUGAUCUCGAUGGAACAGUCAAAAUGGGCCUGCAGCAGAAGAAAUGUACACAUAGUUCUCAUUCAGAGGAUACCUCUAUCGGUCUGAGCAUUUCAGAGUGGUCAACGGGAACAAAUACUGUGCGUCAGUAUGCUAAUUUAUCAGGAAGCGAUAGUUUGUCUGCAGUUUCGAAUCAUUCUACUGGAGCCAAGAGUGAGAAAUCCAAUCACACAAAAUCAAGCGUUAGUUCGAUUAAUAAAUCAACGGAGAGUCUCAAUGAAAAGAGCGGAAGUCUCUCUGGGAGUAAGAAUAAAUUUUCCUGUGAAAAUGCUUCAACAGAAGGAGCAAAGUAUGAGGUAUUUUCAAAUUCAGAAAUAUCCUCCACGACCACAAAAAGCGAUGAUACUACACUAACUCUAACUGAAAUGGCUCAAUCGAUUACAGAAUGGUCUACGAGCAGUAGUAAGACCCUUGUAGCUCAAGUUGACUAUCCGGAUUAUGGAGGAGAAUACAAGGUUGAUAAGAAAACUCUCUCAAUUGAGUACAUGCCCCUUAAACCGCCAAAGGUGGUGAAGAAACAAUCACCGCCCAAUGAAGAGAAAGAAGCAAAGAAAGUCAAAAAGACUUCAUCAAAUGAGAGUCCUCCUGAGGAUCGCCCUCAAAGGGUUAGCUAUCCACCCCCGAGAAUUGUUGAUAUGGAAGCAAAACCCCAAUUCCGUAAGCAAGUCGCAGAAUCUUCUGUGGCAUCCAAGAGAAAAUCUCUCGAAUUAAUGUCUCAGCGAUAUCAGAGUCAGGAUAUUGCGUCUGAAAGUGAAAAUCUCCCUCGUACCCUUGCACCGGUUGAUGAACAACCCGAAGGUGGAGGUGGGAUUAGGUCUCUCCUGACGCGUGAACCAAGUCCUUUUGACAAACCACUAAUAAAGCAUCACAGCUAUGAUGAUAAAACCCUCUCAAAGAGCCAAAUUCGCGAAUAUAAAUCAUCGAAGGUGAAGCAGAGUCGAUCAUUUCAUGAGCAUAUGAUUUCACCAGGUGAAUUCCAAAAGAUUGAUGAAGAGAAACUCAGUUCAUCGACAACAACGCACAACAGUGAGACAACGAGUACGGAUAAUUCUUCACCUAUGCCAUCACGUGCUGGGAAAUUAAUUCAGUGCGUACCGCACUAUUCAAGUAGUUUGAGUUCAGACUCACCACCAAUACAGCAAUUGCAGAAGCCACCGAGGAAAUCGUCCAUUCCGCGAAAUGCUACGCCAAAGAGCCCAUCAAGUGGCAAUGAUACAGACAGUUCAGUGGAUUUUCGUCAGCAGCAGGACCCGAAAUUACGUACACGUGGCUAUCGAAAGAGGAAGCAAGUGCCAGCUAAGAGAACUCGCUUGGAUCGGGUGCCACUUGAGCAGCAGGAGAGUUCUGAGUGUUCAGAAGGAUGUUUUCAGGAAGUUGAUUCGGGAAGUUCGGAUAUGUCACGAAGGGAGUACUGUGAGCAUGAGUAUAUUCAGUAUGUCGAAGAAGAACCCGAACAGGGAUUGCCUGAGGAGGAAGAAGAGGAAGAUGUUAGGUACGAAUCCUAUCCUGGACCAUCUUUUUCAGCGCGCUUUGAGAGUCUCGAUAUGACUGAGGGGAAUGUGGAUGAAAUGGGUUUUCCGAAGUAUGAUCGUUUGGGGCACAUUACGAAGCCAAUGUAUCGUCAACAGGAGACCCCAUCGCCAUCAUCAAUGCCCCCAAUUAAGCCACAACGACAGAGGAAGCGUGGACUAAAGCGUGAAGAUUCCACAGCUGUUGCUUCAACAUCAGCUGAAUCAUUAACAAAUCGUCGUCGACCGGACUACAUAACAGAGGGUAGUCAAGAGAUGUCCUUCCCUGAGGAUAUUUUCUAUUCCAGCGAAUAUGGUGGAAUAGAAUAUGCUGGAUUUUCUACCCAAAUACACGUGCAACGAAAAGUUGAACUGCCAUACCCGGACUUUUUGUCCGAUCAGGAAGAAAUUCUCGAUUAUCCGCACAUUCAGUUGCCCACAAAUCAAUCUGGAGAGUCUGAAAAGAGUUUCGAUGAAUCGGAAUUUGAUAUUAGGACCGUUCCUCCGCCAAUGUUUCUUGGUGAAUCCGAGGAGUUGAGUGACAAUUAAGAGUUAAAGAAAAAAAGAAAAAUCCCACCAUUCUCAUGUUGACCAGCUUGCCCGCGUAUAAAUCUCCUGAAUACACGAACCCAAGACUGAUUGCACCAUAACUUCCAUGUACGUUUUUUGCUAAAUUAUUCCCUCAUUUUCCCCCACAUGAGUCCACUUUAUUUACUCAUACUACACGUAAAAUAGCACUUUAUUUCAUCCAUUUAAACCUAUUCAUCAACAUUUUGUACGUAAUGUGUGGGACACUGAGAAAUAUAUGGGUGGAAGGAUUAGAAGAAAUUUAAGGGGUGCUCCUUUAUGUUGAUGAAUGACCCAUUCGAUGUGGAAGCAAUGAUAAGUCGAGAAAAAAAAGGAAUUAAAUGUGUUUUUUCGCAUUGAACACUGUGGCAUAAAGAGACUGAGAGCUUGAGGCAAAAAUAUAUACAUUGUGUGGCCAAACCAUGAAGACAAAAAUAAAGCUUAAAAGCGAUAUAAUUUAGAAAUUUUCAUGUAGUCUUUAUGAGAGAAAUCGUGGAAGGAAGAAAAGGGUAAUGUUGAUGUAUUCAAUAAGCCAAAAUUUUUAUCAGUAUUAUCAUUAUAUAUACAUAUUUGAAGCACCAUUUAAAAUGCCAAAAUAUUCAUAAUUAAACCUUGUUAUCUAUUCACGAAAUAUUAUUAAAGAGUUUUCACCAAAAAACGGAUAUUUGGCUUUACAAAAAAUUCAUAUUUUUAGCAUAAAUUGCUUUCGGGUCUUCUGGAAAAUUCUUUUCAUUCAUAUCCAGUACCAAUGAUCGCUCUAAAUGGUUUAUUAUUUUAACAAAAAAAUAAUAAUUAAGAGCUCAAUACCGAUUUGUGAAAGUUAUGGUUUCACAAAAAUCGCCAAUAAUGUGUUCAAUAGAGAAUUCUAAAUAAAUAAAAAACGUUAAAAGGAGUUUAUUCAUUAAAGGGGAUAAGAAAUUGCCAAAGGAUCUUUUUUCAUUGAAAUCAGUUGAACUCAUCAAUGAACUCCAGAAAAAUUCUGCCAAAGUGCAAUCAAUGUCGUCAUAAUUUCCUUGCUUGUGCCUCGUUCAAUGCAUGAUGCAUAUGCUUCAAGCAUUGAAAGAGUUAUAAAACACAAUAGUGACGUCAUUAUUUGCAUUUUAGAGUAAAAUAUUUACUAAAUUUUUAAUAACUAGAAUUCUAUCCAUGAAGCCAGAAAGCAGUUUAUCAUUUUAAUUAUUUCAAACAAUAAAAAUAAUUAUUUUAAAUUUAAUUGUUAUGCUCGUAAAACAAAUAUUUUCCCAAUUGCUACAAUCAAUCAGCAAUUCGAAAUAAUACCUAAUUUUAUUAAAUAUAACGAGAUUUAUAUUAAUUAAUUGUGGGUUGAAUAAAUGUGAGUGUUUGAAUUCAAAGGAUUUAUCAUAAAGAACUUCAAGAAUGUUUUACCAUUUUUCCAAAUUUUUUUACCAUUUUGUUAGGAUUAUACAAGAAGAAAAAAAAAGAAUUAUACAAUAUAUUAUAAACUCAUAUUAAAGGAAAAAAAUUUAAAUCGAAAUGUAGUUUGAAAACGCUCAUAAAAAUUAUUCUAUGAACUGGAUAUAAAAAAAUAGUUGGUAGAAUUAACAAUGAAAUAUGGUAAAAAAAACGACAAGAUGUUUAGAAAAGUUAUUAUGCAAAAAUAUAUUUAAAGAAAAAGAAAUAUUUAUUAUUAUAAUAGCUAAAAUAUUUAGUGAAAUAAGUGUUAAAGCACUUCUUCCAUUGAAUGUGUCAAAGUCUUUUUCUUAAUUUCAAUUGGCCUACAUUUAGUGAAAUAUUUUUAUUGUAACAAUAACGAAGAAAGAGUAAAGAUUCAAAAUUUUUAAUUUUUUAUUAUAAAGAAAAAAUAAAAUUUAGUUUAAACGUUAAAAUAUUUGGAAUCAAAAUCACGAAUAAGAAUUUUCUGCUUUUUAAGGAAUAAAAAAACACAUUCUAGAUGAAUUUAUUGAGAAAAUAUUGUUUAAAAAAAAAGAAAAAUAGUAAUAUUAAAUCGUAAAAAAAAUAAUCGGAAAAUAGUGCCAAUUAGAAGAAAAUUUUACCUGUAACCACAAUCAAUCAGAGCCAAAAAUUAAAGGAAACUUGCGUUGAAAAGGAAAAUCGUUAGAAAAUGCGUGUAAGUGUGCGAAAUAAAACUAAAUUGUUAUUAAAAAUGAAAAAGAAAAUUAAAUAAAAGAAUUAUAAAUUCUUAGUACAAAAUUGUUUGGAGGCAAAAAAAGCAAAACGUUGAUGGCAGAAUCAAAGAUUCUCUUUUGUUAAUCUCUAUCGUCUUCACACCUUUAAUUAUCUACCUUUAUAUAUAUUUCUCGGAAGAGAAGCAAAAAAAAAUAUGGAAAGAGAUUUUAUUGAAAAGAAUGAAGUAUUAAUCAGAUGCGAUCACAUAAAGUCAUUAACUAUUUAUUAUUAUUAUUAUAUAGGAAUUAUCACGUGUUAAUUGGGUAAUUGUAGGAAAUUAUAAAGAAGAAGGUGAAUAGCGGAUGGAUAAAGGGAAAAAGAAGAAUAUUUAAAAAUCUAACUUAUACCAUCUUCCACAUAAUAAAAUCGUAAAGAAAACGCAAAAUGA
Messenger RNA from Lutzomyia longipalpis, 13564 nucleotides. RefSeq lists its product as uncharacterized. The record is from RefSeq and is a predicted model, not a curated record. Lineage: Eukaryota; Metazoa; Arthropoda; Insecta; Diptera; Psychodidae. The transcript has a single exon. The coding region runs from base 274 to 11010 and encodes 3578 amino acids. Gene Ontology annotation, molecular function: guanyl-nucleotide exchange factor activity.